Messenger RNA from Anoplopoma fimbria (sablefish), 2477 nucleotides. RefSeq names its product suppressor of cytokine signaling 1b (gene socs1b). The coding region runs from base 451 to 1188 and encodes 245 amino acids. NCBI's taxonomy places the organism in Eukaryota, Metazoa, Chordata, Actinopteri, Perciformes, Anoplopomatidae. The record is from RefSeq and is a predicted model, not a curated record. Gene Ontology annotation, molecular function: 1-phosphatidylinositol-3-kinase regulator activity. Gene Ontology annotation, biological process: phosphatidylinositol phosphate biosynthetic process. The transcript has 4 exons. Gene Ontology annotation, cellular component: phosphatidylinositol 3-kinase complex.
UUACAGAGACGAGGUAUUAUUAUUGUCUGGCUGUUUGAAAGGCGGCUCCUCCUCCUAAACGGUUCGACCUGAACCGAAAGUAUGAUGUUUCUUCUCAUGAAGAGCUGCGACCUCCAGCAGGGGAGAAGAAGCUGACUGGAGCUCUCUGCUGCUCAGACUCACCGAGACUCUUUACAUUUGUAAUUGUUGCAACUCAUCACAUUUUUCAGUGACAGUCCGUCAAGAACAGAUGUCUGAGCAGACGCUGCCUCUGCACCCCUCCAGACGUUUCUGAUGAUGUUGAAAAAUCUUUAUUCAAAUCUCAAGCUCUUGUAUAAAGCAACAUGGAGUCUGAAAGAGGACUGAGCGGCAUAUGAACGACCAGAAAGGAGCCAGUGAUGGAGGAUCUGCCAGUGAAAAGUGGAGGAACUGGCGCAACAGGUGGACAAGAGGAAGAUCCUCCUUUUUAGGAUGGUCAAAGACAAUCUGGAUAGAACAGUAGUACAGAGUAGAACACAGAACUGCGCGGCCCAGACACAGAACCAAAGCCAACCCCCCGAAGAACCUUCAGGACCAGAACGAGACCAGAGCCCAGAGAGAGUUGAACCAGAGAGCCAAGAGCCCACAGAGAGUGAGCUAGAUUUACUGCUCUGGGAAAAACUACAUUUACAUGAAGAACCUGAAGCCUGGAGCCAGCCAAUCACUGGAGCUGAUGCUGAGAACUUUCCCACGCACAUCCGUCCAUUCAGCAGCGCAGCAGAGUACAAACUCGUGAAACAAACCUACAAGCAGCUUCAACACAGUGGUUACUACUGGGGAUCAAUGACCAUGGAGGAGGCACAUGCAAUACUCUCACAGGCGCCGCUGGGUACUUUCCUCAUCAGAGACAGCGGCCAGCCGGAUGUUUUCUUCACUCUGAGCUACCAAAGUGACGAUGGCCCGACAAGUGUUCGUGUCCUGCUGAACAACCUGCUCUUCAGUCUGUGCGGCAGCAUCAAAACUUUUGCGUCACUCUUCGCUCUGCUCACUUAUUACACCAGCUCGUCCUGUAAGCUGACAGGGCCGUACCGCAAGCAGCGUCCGGAGCGCCUCAAGCAGAUGUGCAGGAGGGCUCUCGUUGGCUCAUAUGGAGCAGAACAUAUCAGCACAUUACCUGGAAUCAGCACUCAAGUCAAAGACUAUGUUCAUGCGUACCCUUGUUGUAUAUAAACACCUGUGUGGACAGGAGUGUAUAUCAAGAUGUCUUUCUGUGUUAUAAGUUAAAGAAAUAUUCUGUUUUUGUGUAAAAAAUGAAAAAUAACACAAAAACAGCUUGAGUUUCUGAUCUGCAAGUUGUUGAAGGCUUAUUUUGCACACAUUAUCAUUACAUUUUACAGAAUAUUCCUGGUACAUGUUUAAAUGUUAUGAUAAAUAACCACACACACACACACACACACACACCCUGUGUAACUGCUGCACCACUGCCAUCUUGAUAUGUAUCAGUUGUAACAUCUGCUGCUAUUUAAAGCUGCAUUUAUUAAUGUUUUGCCACAAAAGGAGCUCAAAAGAAGCUGAGAUAUCAACAGCUCAUCCUGGGAUUGUUGAAAUAUUAUUUCUGGCCACUAAGGAAUCAGAGUCUAAUAUUUUCUCUUAUUUUACUCUGUUAUGAAUAGAACCCUUGGGCCGCCGUGAUUGCAAUUAUAUUUUUAAUCCUGUUAUCUCGAGAUGGUGAGUUAAUUAUCUCGUUAUCUCAGGACAAAGGAGUUGUUUUCUGGUCAUAGUAGGUUAAUUAUCUCAUUAUCUUGGGAAAACACUGGGUCUGUUUCUCUGGAUAAUUGGACAAAUACCUAAUUUUCAUGAGAAAGUAACAGGUUGUUUUCUUGGAAUAAGUUACUGAUGAAUCCCAAAAUGAAUGAAUCCAGCUAAUCUGCAUGUCUCAUACAGUACUUGGUUAACAAUAUCAACAGGCCUUGUUUGAAUGAAGGUAUCAGAAGAUUUAGUUAAACUAUUCAUCAGAAUUUGAAAUGAGAUAAUGUGUUAUUACUUUCUUUUCUGUCCUAUAGAACAACAGACAAUUGUACAAAAGUUUGACGCUGUGCAAAAUGUUCAUGUUGAAUAAAUUAAAAUCUUAACUUGAAAAACUAUUAUGCAUGUGAACCCAAGGCUGAACUACUGACCAGGCAACUGUCCGUGGAAUAAAAAAUAAAUGUUGACUAUGAUGUAAACACGCCUGCUAAACAUCAUACAUGAUCAUAUUGUCACUCUGUUAGCAUGCUGACAUUAGCAGCUAGUAUGACCGUAAACUCAAAGUCUGUAUAGUAAACUCAUCUUUAUAUAGUAGUGUUUUUUGUAGUUGGCGCAUCAGAAAUCAUUAUACUUUAUUCUUUUAUACAAACAGGAAAUUACACAGUAAGUGACAUCAAUCAAAGUGUGAAUUUAGAAAGUUGCUGCAUUCAAAUUACUCUCACAAAGAGUGGACAAUAUUUAGAUUUUCAAGAUCUUCCUGGAGCUGUGUUUUC